GCGGGCACCAAGCUGGUCCCUCUUCUUCCGGCGCAAGAGCCCUGGGAGUUGAGUUGAGGGUCUUUUGCCAGGUGGGUGGAGGCGGGAGCACAGUCUCCCCGCCCUCCUACCUCGGCCCUGCCCUCCAUCCUCCCCUCCACCUAGGUUUGGCAGCUGGGUUAUGGGAGACGACGUCCAGGCAGGGGUCUCGGCCCCAGCCGUGGAUGAAGGUGGUUCCCGCAUCCGCCGGCGGGUGUCUAUUCGCAAAAGGAACCGUCCUAGCUUAGAGGGCAUUUUUGCCGCCCCCACCGCGGCUGCGCUCAGUUCUGGAGAUGAGGAGGAAGAGGAGGAAAUGGCUGAGAGCCGGCGGCGGAAAACCGUAAACGUGCAGCCGGUCGAGCAUAAUGACAGUGAAGAGGACAUGUUUGGUGACUAUGAUAGUUUUGCUGAAAACUCCUUUUUAGCUCAAGUUGAUGACCUGGAACAAAAAUAUAUGCAACUUCCUGAACAUGGGAAACAUAGUACAGACUUUGCCACUGAAGAUCUUUGUUCAAAAAGCAUUAAAAACAAUCUCAGCAUGACUACUGUAGGUGACUUUAUUGAAUUGAAAACUGAUGAGCACACAGAGAACCAGAGUGGGCAUGAAGAUGUCACUGUGGCACAGGAAGCUGAUCUUUUGUAUGAUGUACCUUCUUCACAAGUUUUAUACUUUGAAAAUUUGCAGAACUCAUUAAACUCCUUCGGAGAUCAGUCUGCUAAAGAAAGGGAUCAGAACUCAACCUCUCAUAAGACUGUAAAUGAGGAAUUGCCCUAUCAUCGCAUAGAACAACCCCAGGAAAAUGAUGAAUUAUCUUCUGAAGCCAAAAUUAGCUCAGAUAAGAAUAGGAGAAAAAGUGUUAAAGAUCAUCUAAAAAGUGCCAUGACUGGGAAUGCCAAGGCACAAACACCAGUCUUUUCUAGGAGUAAACAGCUCAAAGAAAAUCUCCUAUCUGAAGAAAUUAAUGUUGCUAAGAAGACAAUUGAGUCGUCAUCAGAUGAUCGUGGUCCUUUUUAUUCAUUACCCAGCAAAGUGAGAGACCUUUAUGUUCAGUUCAAGGGAAUUGAAAAAUUAUAUGAAUGGCAACAUACUUGCUUAACAUUGAAUUCUGUGCAAGAAAGAAAAAAUUUAAUAUAUUCCUUGCCAACAAGUGGUGGAAAAACCCUCGUGGCUGAAAUCUUAAUGCUACAAGAGCUGCUUUGCCGACGGAAAGAUGUUUUAAUGAUCCUUCCAUAUGUGGCAAUUGUCCAAGAAAAGAUUUCAGGUUUGUCAAAUUUUGGUAUAGAACUUGGUUUCUUUGUUGAAGAAUAUGCUGGAAGCAAAGGAAGAUUUCCUCCAAUUAAAAGAAGGGAAAAGAAAUCACUAUAUAUCGCCACUAUUGAAAAAGGACAUAGCCUGGUGAACUCCUUGAUUGAAAAUGAAAGGAUUAGCAGCCUGGGUCUGGUUGUAGUAGAUGAGUUGCACAUGAUUGGUGAAGGAAGCCGCGGGGCUAUACUGGAAAUGACGCUAGCAAAGGUCCUCUACACUAGCAAGACAACUCAAAUUAUUGGGAUGAGUGCAACAUUAAACAAUGUCGAAGACCUCCAAGAGUUCCUUCAAGCGGAGUAUUACACCAGUCAGUUUAGACCAGUUGAAUUAAAAGAAUAUCUGAAAAUCAAUGAUACAAUAUAUGAGGUUGACAGCAAAGCUGAGAAUGGGAUGACUUUUUCACGUCUCCUUGAUUAUAAGUAUUCUGACGCCCUGAAAAAGAUGGAUCCCGAUCACUUGGUAGCAUUGGUGACAGAAGUUAUUCCCAAUUAUUCCUGCUUAGUUUUCUGUCCCAGUAAAAAGAACUGUGAAAACGUAGCAGAAAUGAUAUGCAAAUUUUUAAGCAAGGAAUACCUAAAACAGAGAGAGAAAGAAAAACAGGAGCUGAUUAAGAACCUGAAGCACAUUGGCAAUGGCCACCUCUGCCCUGUUUUAAAGCGCACUGUCCCGUUUGGAGUUGCCUAUCACCACAGUGGCUUGACGAGUGAUGAAAGGAAGCUCUUAGAGGAGGCUUACUCCACUGGAGUUCUCUGUCUUUUUACCUGCACGUCUACCCUAGCCGCAGGUGUCAACCUCCCUGCUCGAAGAGUUAUUUUAAGGGCCCCCUAUGUUGCCAAGGAAUUUUUAAAGAGGAAUCAAUAUAAACAGAUGAUCGGCAGAGCUGGCCGUGCUGGAAUAGAUACUGUCGGGGAGAGUAUCCUUAUAUUACAAGAGAAGGACAGACAGCAGGUAUCGGCAUUAAUAAGCAGACCAUUGGAAAACUGUUACAGCCAACUUAUUCAGGAAUUCACCAAGGGAAUCCACACUUUGUUUCUCUCUUUAAUUGGCUUGAAGAUUGCAACAAAUCUCGGUGACAUAUUUCACUUUAUGAACGGCACAUUUUUUGGUGUUCAGCAAAAGAUUUUAUUAAAAGAAAAAAGUCUCUGGGAAGUAACUGUUGAAUCACUUAGAUACCUGACAGAGAAAGGACUCCUUCAAAAAGACAUCAAUGACAAGUCCGAGGAAGAGUUUCAGUGUGCCUUUCGUAUUACAAAGUUGGGACGAGCUUCUUUUAAGGGAACUAUAGACUUAGCUUAUUGUGACACUCUCUACAAAGACUUGAAGAAAGGUCUCGAAGGACUUGUGCUGGAAAAUCUUCUUCAUCUGGUCUAUCUAACAACGCCCUAUGAUCUGGUUUCUCAGUGUGUCCCUGACUGGAUGAUAUACUUCAGGCAGUUGAGCCAGCUCAGUCCAGCAGAACAGAACGUAGCUACUCUGCUCGGAGUCUCUGAAAGCUUUAUUGGGAGGAAGGUAUCAGGCCAAGCCAUCAGGAAGAAGGUGGAUAAGGACAUUGUCAACAGACUAUACCUGUCAUUUGUUCUUUAUACCUUACUCAAAGAGACCAAUGUUUGGAGUGUGUCUGAAAAAUUUAAUAUGCCUCGAGGAUAUAUACAGAACCUCCUCACUGGAGCAGCCUCAUUCUCAUCUUGUGUGCUGCAUUUCUGUGAGGAGCUUGAGGAGUUCUGGGUUUAUAGAGCCCUGUUGGUCGAACUUACCAAGAAGCUGACUUACUGUGUGAAGGCAGAGCUCAUCCCUCUGAUGGAAGUGACUGGAGUUUUAGAGGGUCGAGCAAAGCAGUUAUACAGUGCCGGUUACAAAAGCCUAACACACUUAGCUAAUGCCAGUCCCGAAGUGCUGAUAAGGACAAUUGAUCAUUUAUCAAGACGUCAGGCCAAGCAGAUUGUUUCAUCAGCGAAGAUGCUCUUGCAGGAAAAAGCAGAGGCUCUGCAGGAAGAAGUAGAUGAAUUACUGAGACUGCCUUCUGAUUUCCCUGGUGUCGCGGCCUCUUCCCUUGAAAAGGCGUGAAGCAACAUGAUGAGCAUUUUCCAGUAUGAAUUAUUUAUUAUACAUAUGUUUUAUUAAAGAGUCCCUAUAUUUUAUAAAUGAAAAAAAUACAUUUUAACUAUACAUUAAGGACUGUGACUGAUGUUUGACUGUACCUCUCCCCCAUAACUGUAGUAACUGCCCUCUAAGGCUCCCUCUUCCAUACUUCCACAUUAUUUCUCUGCUCAGAAUCUGUAGUACCCACCACACAAGGAAACCCAACUCUCUCAAAUAUCCUCAACCUACCUUUGUACCAAGAUCUUUUAUUAUUCUCUUACCCAUUUCUUUCAUCAAGCCGGACUUCUUAGAAUCUCCAGAAAUUUCCCAGUAAUUUGCAGACCUUACCACCAUUCACUGUACAAAGUAGGAACCCCAGUGAAUAAAGAAUACUACCGAAACUAACAAUUUGAA
This is a messenger RNA of Tupaia belangeri chinensis (Chinese tree shrew), 3817 nucleotides long. It is a transcript of the gene HELQ, whose product is annotated as helicase, POLQ like. The transcript is spliced from 18 exons. Bases 161 to 3388 code for a protein of 1075 amino acids. Gene Ontology annotation, molecular function: nucleic acid binding; ATP binding. Lineage: Eukaryota; Metazoa; Chordata; Mammalia; Scandentia; Tupaiidae. The record is from RefSeq and is a predicted model, not a curated record.